AUGGUGUUAGGAGAAAAUGUUAAGAGAUGUCACAAUUCAUUUUCACUCGUACUCUUUCUCAUCUUCUCUGGUUUCUCCUUCUUAAUCAGAUUGAUUCCUUCACUCAUACUUGGGUAUACGCAGCUGAACACUAAGUGCAAAUUGUUGCGGCAUGACCUCGAUAAACUUAAGAGCCACCAAGAAGCUGGAGACACUCCCGAAAAAGCAUUUACUGCAGUAUUUGGCAAAGAACAACCAGGAAGAGUUCGAUGUUAUGGGAGGACAAGCACAAAAACAUCUCUGCAGAAAGAACGGGAGAUUGCUAAAAUUAAGCAACAACAUACAGAGACUAUAAGUUCAAUGAAAACUGAACUUCAUGAGACAAAAGAUAGAGUCCAAAGUUUGGAGGAUCUUGUGAAGCUUCUCUUGCAACAGAGUUCUCUUGGCACAGAUAUUGAUGAAGCACUAUCUUUAUUACGAGCCAAGGAAUCAACACAUGAUAUAAAUAGUAAGCAAUGUUCGAAUGGCAACGAUCGUCCUUCCUCAUCAACUCGUGAUCCAAAGUGAUGACCAGGUAUAACAAAAAAAUUUGCAGUAAUUUUUGUGAUUUAUCAUUUAUUGGGAAUGGACUAUCAACAUUUUUGGCCUUUGCUUUCUCUGUCUUCUGCCAUCUUACUUCAUGGUGACUUCUGCAAUACACUCUUGCUAUUUUUAAUCAAUCAUCUUUUUUUCUUUUUCU
This is a messenger RNA of Arachis duranensis, 718 nucleotides long. RefSeq lists its product as uncharacterized. The coding region runs from base 1 to 546 and encodes 181 amino acids. The record is from RefSeq and is a predicted model, not a curated record. The transcript has 3 exons. Lineage: Eukaryota; Viridiplantae; Streptophyta; Magnoliopsida; Fabales; Fabaceae.